AUGAGGAUACGGGGAUCUAGAUUUCCACCUGAUAUGAAUGUUACAAAGAAGAACCCUAUUCCUAAUGUCACAGGGAGCCAUCAGAUGACUUGGAAGGAGUUGGCUGAAGCUGAUGACCUUGCUUCCGCUCUCACCGUUGACCCUUAUCUUGGGUUCACUACCCAUAAAAUGACUGAUAUGAAGUUAAGGAUUCCAGAGAGAAUUAAAAGAAAGUUUCGUGAUAUUAUAUGCAACUUUCAGAAACAUAAAUGUUAUGAUGCUGCCUAUAAUCAGUUGAUAGCCGAUCCAAAUAUUGUAAAACGUCCUUGGAGUGUUGAUCCUCGGUUCAAAGAACAUGUCACUCGUUAUCUUUUAUUGUUCGAUGAUCGUUCUGGCAUCGAAAUUCGACCGUGUUGGCGCUAUGCAUCGGAAAACCAUAUGGGUGCUUCAAUUUUUGCAACAAGAGAUUGGGCCAAAGGGUCACGUAUCAGUACCUUGGUGGGAUGUAUUGCUGAACUUAAACAUCACGAAGAAGCUGCAUUUCUGAAGCAUCACAAAAAUGACUUUUCGGUCAUGUAUUCUUCUAGGAAAAAUUGCUCUCAGUUGUGGUUGGGUCCAGCUGCUUACGUCAAUCAUGAUUGUCAUCCAAACUGUGAGUUCACAAUUAACUGUGAUGUUGACGCUCGUAUGAGUCUAGAAGCAAAAACGGAUAUAAAAUGUGGUGAUGAAAUUUUUAUCUAUUAUGGUACUCACUUUUUCGAUACAAAUAAUAGAGCUUGUGAGUGUUUUACUUGCGAGUUAUUGGGGCGCGGUUAUUUUAGUAAAUUCACUCAAGCAAUUGAUAGUACCACUGUUUCCGAUCAAAAACUGAUUUCAAAUAUUGUGAAUGGUCAAGAAAACUAUACCAGAAUUGUAGCAUCGUAUCAAAAUGGCCGUUACAAUCCUAAUGUUCACAGUCAUGUUCUUCUGGACAAGAUGAAUCUAUUACCAGACAAUACUCCGUCUGCAUAUAAUGAGGCAGAAAAUGCUAAGCAAUUACCUUUGGAUUUUUUCCUAGAAAAGGGAUCUUCCACUGGUUUAGCUUGUAAAGCAUUACCUAAUGCCUACGCCUUACGCCAUACUGGAUCUCGUCUAAACCGCGUGAAAGCUCGACUAUUUGCUGCAAAAGUAGCUUCUGUAAACAAAUCCUUUGGUGUGAACAGUCACGAAAACAGAAAGCCAAAAGUCAAGCCUUCUUACAAAAAGUGCUCAUUAAGAAUGACAGUUUCGAAUAUUAUUCCCUCUUUGAGAAGAAACAAGUCAAGUUCAAAACCCCAUGCCAUUGGUAGGAAAAGACGAAUGAAAUCUGUCGCUGCCGUAAAAAGUCGACAAAUAUUGUCUGACGCUCAAGUAAAGGACAAUUUUACUUCGAGAAAAAUUAUCAGUAACCUAUCUGAUCGCAGUAUAGUUUGUGAUGGUAUAUCAUGGCAAGAAUCAGAUGGGACAAGUAGUGGAUUAGGACAGAGUGUUAACAAUGACAGUAGUGGCUACAAUAGUCCAUUGCCACCAGAUUUGGAUCGCAUGUCAUCAACUUCACCAAACAAUUCAUUUAGUGAGACGAUUGUUGUUACACCUGAUCUUGAAUCAUCUUACUAUCUUGAAUCAGCAGUUCAAGCGUGCACUGACAAUCGGAAUAUGAAACGAAAACCAUCUGAUAUUAGUGUUCAGUUUUCUAUACCAAUCACCAGUCCAUUACGAAUUACAGCUGAAAAUGAAAUAACAAAGAAUGUGGAACCUAUUUUGGGACGACUUAUGCAUGAAACGAAGUGUAGUAGUGAUUUUAAAAACCCAUUGACUACUAAUUAUUUAUUUAGUCAAUCUACUGCUUCUGGACACUGUCGAAGACGUCUAACAAAUUAUGAUGCUCGUUUGAUUGCCGAGGCCAGUUUGCUCACUCCAGUAUCCAAACAACGACAGCGUAAACCGCCGAGUUAUCCAGAUUCUGUAGAGUAUAUUUCGUUUAGAAAUACGGUGAGAUCUCCUAAGACAAGGUCAAUAAAGUAUGGAAAUAAAGAUGAAAUUUUGAAUGACAAGUCACAAAAUAACAACGACCAUGAUGUUAAAGUUGCAAAUGACGAUUCUAAAAGUUUUUAUGCUAAGUACAGCUCACAAUUAGGGUUAUCUUUUAUGGGUAAUAAAUAUGUUGCGGCUUCAGGAACACAGUAUUAUGCAAUGCCGGACAAAUGUACAAAUAUUGAGUCAUUUUCUGAAGAUUUGAAACCUCCAUUACUAACCAGUCCUUCAAAACUUCGUACAACAUCAUCAUUUACUUUGUCAGAUAGUUCUCAUGAUGUGGGUCCUCCCUCCAUAUAUUCCACAGCUGAAGCAGAUGAUAGAAGUGAACUCCUUUCGAUUGAUUCUGAACUCACUGAACCCAAUUUAGAUACUGACUCCUCAUGUGAUUAUCACAUUCCUAACACACCCACAAUCUCUUUCGGUUUCUAUAAUAAGUCCAUUACAAAUGACGAAAAAAGUCCUAUAAUGUCAGCUGAACAUAUUCUUAUUGAUCAUGAUUACUCUUUACCGGCAUGUGAUGUUGAAUAUGCUCUAGUUCCGGAUCCAAUAAUUGAUACUAAAAUAAAUAAUCAAGACCAUCGACAGAAAUCAGAGAAAGAUUCACUUCAACGCUAUAAUAAUAAUGAUAAAAACUAUAAUGGAUGUAUACCAGAAGUCGUCCGUACACCUCCACCUCCACUUCUGCAUCCAGAAAUUCAAUCAGGUAUUUUCGAAUUAUGUGCUCGUGAUUCACCACAUAAAAUUAAAAACGAUUUCCUCUCAAAUUCAUCUCAUAUUCCCUCAGUUUCCUACAUUCAUAAUUCAUGGCGGUCUCGAACUUCAGAUUCAAAGGACAGUUGGCACCCUGAUCUUCUGUUCUCUGACUCUACAUCUCCAGAUUCUCGCCGUUUGACGGUUACUCUUAAACGUGUUGGACCUAAGCAUUACCAAAUAUCUCAACCAAGUAGACUUUUUAUCAAUUAAGAAAGAUAUUUUGUCUAUAACAAUGUAUGAAUAUGCUUCUUUUUACUUUCUUGCAAAUUUAUAGGGAUGUUUCUAUUCUUUAUUUAUGACCAGCAUUUUCGAUUUAUUACUACCUCAG
Messenger RNA from Schistosoma rodhaini, 3115 nucleotides. The record is from the annotation of a GenBank genome assembly. NCBI's taxonomy places the organism in Eukaryota, Metazoa, Platyhelminthes, Trematoda, Strigeidida, Schistosomatidae.